Lotus japonicus is the source of this 3463-nucleotide messenger RNA. Its product is annotated as L-type lectin-domain containing receptor kinase S.4-like. Gene Ontology annotation, biological process: protein phosphorylation. The coding region runs from base 308 to 2353 and encodes 681 amino acids. Gene Ontology annotation, molecular function: protein kinase activity; carbohydrate binding; ATP binding. The record is from RefSeq and is a predicted model, not a curated record. NCBI's taxonomy places the organism in Eukaryota, Viridiplantae, Streptophyta, Magnoliopsida, Fabales, Fabaceae. Gene Ontology annotation, cellular component: plasma membrane. The transcript has a single exon.
GGAUGUGAGAAUAACUUUGGCAAAAAAAAAUGAUGAGAGAGAGAUGGUUGUUCACUAUGCACUCCCCCACUCAGAGCUUUCACUUUACUGCUGUACACAACAUGUUGGCAACUAGUUGCUGUCUUUCCUUCAUUCCUACACAGAAUAUUAUUCAGCACUCAUCAAUAUCAUCACCUCACCCAACCCCAACAUAAUAAUAUUCUUCAAUCUUAUCAACCUCUUUCAAUUCACCAUAAUUAUUACUUGUAAUUCAAAAUCAAAACCCUUGAUUUUCCACAUCUCUGCUUCACUUUUUCUGCUCUCAUUCAUGGCCAACCUGCUUCUUCAACUCUUCCCUGUCUUGCUCUUCCUUCUGAUCCCAGUUUCACCUCAGCCUGAUAAUCUCCUCUAUACAGGAUUCAAGGGUUCUGGAGCUGAAAAUCUAACCUUGAAUGGGGUAGCAGAGAUAGAGAAAAAUGGAAUACUGAGGCUAACAAAUGAGACAAGUAAGAUAAUGGGUCAUGCUUUUCAUCCAACCCCUUUUCAAUUCAAGAACCCUAGAAAUGGUAAGGCUUUCUCCUUUUCUUCCUCAUUUGCUCUUGUUAUUGUCCCUGAGUAUCCAAAGCUUGGUGGGCAUGGCAUGGCUUUCACCAUUUCACCUUCCAAGGAUCUCAAUGCUCUUCCUAGCCAGUACCUUGGUCUCCUCAACAAAACCAACAUUGGGAACUUAUCCAACCACCUCUUGGCUGUUGAGUUUGACACAGUCCAAGAUUUUGAGUUUAAGGAUAUCAAUGACAACCAUGUUGGAAUCAACAUCAACAACUUGGUUUCCAAUGCUUCUGCCCCAGCAGGGUAUUUCACUGAGGAUUCAAGUUCAAGUUCCAAACAAAAUCUUACUCUCCAAAGUGGGAAACCAAUUCUAGCUUGGGUUGAUUAUGAUUCUGCUGUAAAUGUUAUCAGUGUUACCCUUUCUUCAUCUUCUUCAAAACCCAAAAAACCAAUCUUGUCCUAUGCCUUAGAUCUCUCACCAAUUCUUCAGGAAUCUAUGUAUGUUGGGUUCUCUGCUUCAACAGGUUUGCUUGCUAGCUCCCAUUAUGUAUUGGGUUGGAGCUUGAAAAUCAAUGGACCAGCUCCACCCCUUGAUCUCUCUUCUCUCCCAAACCUUCCAGGGCCAAAGAAGAAACAUACAUCUGUCAUAAUUGGAGUUUCAGUAUUUUUUGUUCUUGCACUUUCUGCUGCUAUCUUAUUUGGCAUUUACAUGUGGAGAAAAUACAAGAAUGCUGAUGUGAUAGAAGAUUGGGAGCUUGAGAUUGGGCCACACAGAUACUCCUACCAAGAGCUCAAGAAGGCCACAAAAGGUUUCAAGGAAAAAGAGUUACUUGGGCAAGGUGGGUUUGGUCAAGUUUAUAGAGGAACAUUGCCAAAUUCCAAGACCCAAGUAGCUGUUAAGAGAGUUUCACAUGACUCAUCACAAGGGCUAAGGGAAUUUGUGUCAGAAAUAGCCAGUAUAGGCCGGCUUCGCCAUCGGAAUUUGGUUCAGCUUCUGGGGUGGUGUCGCCGCCGCGGUGACCUCCUCCUUGUGUAUGAUUUCAUGGCUAAUGGAAGCUUGGACAAGUACUUGUUUGAUGAGCCGGAAACCAUCUUAAAUUGGGAACAAAGGUUCAAGAUCAUAAAGGAUGUUGCUUCAGCACUUCUGUAUCUACAUGAAGGCUAUGAGCAGGUGGUGAUACACAGGGAUGUGAAAGCUAGCAAUGUGCUUCUAGAUAGUGAACUCAAUGGAAAACUAGGAGAUUUUGGGUUAGCAAGAUUGUAUGAACAUGGGGCUAACCCAAGCACCACAAAAGUUGUGGGAACUUUAGGCUAUUUGGCACCUGAGUUUUCUAGAACAGGAAAAGCCACUCCUAGCUCUGAUGUUUUUGCAUUUGGGGCACUAUUACUUGAGGUGGCAUGUGGGUUUAGACCAAUUGAGGCAAAUGCAUUACCAGAUGAUUUGAUUUUGGUGGAUUGGGUUUGGAAGAAAUAUAAAGAAGGGAGAGCACUUGAUGUGGUGGACCCAAAACUAAAUGGUGUUUUUGAUGAAAGUGAGGUGCUCAAGGUGUUGAAAAUGGGGCUAUUGUGUUCAAGUAAUGCAGCCACGGAUAGGCCUAGCAUGAGGCAGGUGGUGAGGUUUUUGGAUGGUGAAGUUGGUUUGCCAGAUGAGUUGAGAAAGUCAGGGGAGAUAGGUCACCAGGAUGGUUUUGAUGAAUUCUUGCACUCUGUUGAACCUUCCUCAUUUGAUAAGAGGAGUUCAAGCUCCUCUAUUAAACAUGGAGACUUGAAUUCUGGUUUUUCUUCUUUUACUAGUGAGUUAAGAAAUUCACACAACACUUUCUAAAAUAUUACUUUCUCUCUAUAUCUCUUUUUUUAUCAUAUCAACCAUUACAUUUCACAGUCACAGUUGUCUCUCCUUGUUGUACAAAUAUUUGUUCAAAGUAAUUACAAAUACAAAUUACUGUUGCUGGUAGAGGAGAAACAAGGUGAUUCUCUACAUUUUACCUGGAGUUAUACUUUCUAUACUCAAGAUACUGGUCUGUUUUAUCAUCACAUGUUGUAUCAGAGCUGUAGACAAAUUCUUGUCAUGAUGAAUUCAAUUCCCAAACGGUGAGGUUUGUAUUUUACUUUUGUGUCUGUUACUAGUUCCAUUUUCUGGAUUCAUAUUGUCCCCUUUCUGACAUAGUUACAAGAACAAUUUUGUUUUUACUUCUGCAGUUUUCUUGUGUCCUAAGAAUUGAUGAUACAAAUUGGUUUUCAAGGGCUCCAAUUGUCUCUUUUUUAGUACAGUUCAACUUGAAAUUCCUAUCUCAUCCCACUAGAGCAUAUUUUACACAUGUUUUUCCUUUUUCAACAUUACUAAGGUGUUUUCUGAAGAAGUGAGAAAAAAAAACUCCAAACCUGAUAGCUGAGACAAACUUCCUCAUAUAUUUUGUAAUAGGGCUAAAUGUGUAACCUCAAUCUUAUUUAUCCAAGUUGCUGAUAUUUUUUAUUUCAGCCUCUAAGCAUCUCAUUCAUGCUGAAAAAAAUAAUCCUAUAUUAAAAGGAGAAUUUCCGAUCUCCAAUUUGUUGUUAUUGUCAUCCAUUAUUGAACUCAAUAAACUUUUUAAGCUUUUUUCUUAGUAAGUAUGGUAUUGAAUUCUAUGGUGUCAACCACUAAAAAAACUUUCGACUAACCUGUUCAUGUCUAAGGAGGCAUCUUCAUGAACCUGUUCCCCAAAACUGACAACUGCUCUGGUUAACUUUUGGACGAGCCAAUAACUCGAACACGUUCGGUCUGUUUUUUUAGCAAGAAUCACAGCGUUACCUUACCUUCACCAUGAUACGGACUCCAAGUUCUUAUGGCAGAGCGCGAGGAGAUUGAUCAUAUCAAUAUGAUGAUGGGAAUGGAAACCAGAACCCCAUUGAAGCCCUCAAAGCUGAUACAAAAGUUCUACUUCGUCAAACUCAAUAG